Molecule: messenger RNA, 518 nt
Organism: Mytilus californianus (California mussel)
Lineage: Eukaryota; Metazoa; Mollusca; Bivalvia; Mytilida; Mytilidae
Exons: 3
Coding region: 123-467 (114 amino acids)
Source: RefSeq, a predicted model, not a curated record
AUAUUUAUGUUGUAAAACAUCGUCUUACGAUGAAAAGUCAAACGAGCACUUUCAUGCAUUGUGCAUGUUUUACAUUAUAAUCCUGUUGUUAAUUUUUGCGUGCAAUUACCAUCUGUUUCAUAAUGCAAUAUAACAACAGAACAAUUCAAUUAAAGCUCAUAGUUUUAGCCAACAUGAAGCUUAGUUGUGUAGUCUUGGUGCUCUUUCUUUUAACUUUAGCAGCUUGUAUCGAUGUAGGCUCAGGAUAUGAUGAUUACAGUGGCGCCUUUUACCCAGGCAAUGCGUACUAUCCAUCUGGAAGUCAUUGGCACGGAUAUCACGGGCAUGGAUACAAGGGAAAGUAUUACGGAAAAGGAAGGAAAUACUAUUACAAAUAUAAGCGCACUGGAAAGUACAAAUAUCUUAAGAAAGCUAGAAAAUACCACAGAAAAGAUUACAAGAAAUAUUAUGGAGGCGGUAGCAGUUAGUAAAUAACUUCACCUAAACGAAUUCCGCAAGUUUCAAUAACAAUGACCAGU